AUGCCCAUCUUCUCCCGCACCAACAAGGACAGCCUGCCGACCCUGCGCAACAUGGUCAACCUCUCCACCAUUCUCACCCCGACCAAGGGCGCCUGGCUCGACACGACAUCCUCGACGGCCACGACGACGACCCCGCGAACGACGGCCACCACGAGGAGCCUGCCGCGCAUCAACGUCAACGGCCUCGACCACCACCCCGAUCUCCUCGACGACGUCAUCUCGCCCAUCCUCGCCCGCACCGACAUCCCGAGCUUCUACACCAACGACCCCCGCAACAUUGACAUCAACAAUGCCUGCAUGGACAAGCUGCGCCGCACCUUCGACGACCUCCUCAAGCGCCGCUCCAUGAUCCGCCGCGAGACGACCAUAUCGCGUGACCAGUUUGUCGCCUGGCUCGAGAGCAUGCAGGGCGAGAGUCCCGCCGACGUGGAAAAACACCUGCCCGAGGACAAGGAUCGCUACACCCAGGGCGAGUUCCUCGAAGCCUGGCUCAUGCGCUUCGACUGGGACGCCGAGCGCCCGGCCUGUCCCGACAAGGACACCAGCCGGCCCAUCACAAACUACUUCAUCAGCAGCAGCCACAACACGUACCUCGAGGGCAACCAGCUGGCCUCCAAGAGCUCGCCCGAGGCCUACAGGGAGGUCCUGUCCCGCGGCUGCCGCUGCAUCGAGAUUGACGUCUGGAACGGCGACACCGUGGCCGCCGCGUCGGAGACGACUCGAUCCAAGAGCCCGCGGCCCGAUCACAGCCGCAACCUCUCGGGUGCCUCCUUCGCCAACGUCGCCGCCAUCUCCGGCGACAAGCUCGACGGCGGUGCCGUCGCGGUGCCGCCGUGCCCGCCGAGCCCGCGCUUGCCGUACCCCAAGAACGAGCCCAUUGUGACCCACGGCUGGACCCUGACGACGCCAUGCGGCUUCCGCGAGGUCUGCGUCGCCAUUCGCGAGUCGGCUUUCGUGACCAACGACUUGCCCAUCAUCAUCAGCCUCGAGGUGCACGCCGACCACCAGCAGCAGGAGCUCAUGGUCGCCAUCAUGAAGGAGGAAUGGGGUGCUAUGCUGAUCGACAGGGCCAUGGACGGCCUUGACCAGAGGUUCCGCGUGCCGAGCCUCGAGGAGCUGCGGGGCAAGAUCCUCAUCAAGUGCAAGAAGCCGCCCAAGAAGAUCGAGGUGCCGCUCGGCCCGGCGCGAUUGACCAAGAGCCGGACGCAGGAGGACGACACAUCGGCGUCUGACGAAGAGAACGCAAGCCAACAGCACCACCACCACCCUUCGGGCGCCGCGCCCAAGAGCCCUCCGCCCACGACCGGCGCGCCGCCCAAGGCGGCCAAGGUGCCCGUGUGCGCGGCGCUGGGCGAUCUCGCCAUCUACACGCACAGCGAGCACUUCAAGGGCUUCGAGACGGUCUCGAAGAAGCCGAGCCACAUCUACUCCAUCGCCGAGAGCAGGAUCCUCGAGCUGUACGCGACCAUGCAGAGCGCCGUCUUCACGCACAACAAGAACUACUUUAUGCGCGCCUUCCCCAACGGCGCCCGCUUCGACAGCUCCAACCCGGACUCGAGUCUCUUCUGGCGCAAGGGCGUCCAGAUGGUCGCCCUCAACUGGCAGUACCUGGACGAGGGCAUGAUGCUCAACGAGGGCAUGUUUGCCGGCGAGCAGGGCUGGGUGCUCAAGCCGCCGGGCUACCGGACCGCGGACAAGACGUGCUUCGCGCAGGCAGACGCCCCGCACGCCGGCACGUUGAUGCUCUCCAUCUCGAUCCUCGCCGGCCAGCACAUCUGGGCGCCGGAGUCUACAGAAAGCGACAGCGGCUGGAGUGGCAGGAACCUCCGGCCCCUGGUCAAGUGCGAACUCCACGUGGAGCGGCCGGGGAGCGGCAAUCGCGUGACAGGCGGGAGCGGCGGCACGUCGUAUGAUGGCAAGUACAAGCUGGAGACGGCGCCGAUGAAGACGAGUCAUCCUGAUUGGGGCGACAAAGGCGAGCUCCUCAAGUUUCCGCUUGUUCCCAGGGUGGUGGAGGAGCUCAGUUUUGUGAGGUAA
Verticillium dahliae VdLs.17 is the source of this 2037-nucleotide messenger RNA. RefSeq names its product 1-phosphatidylinositol-4,5-bisphosphate phosphodiesterase. Bases 1 to 2037 code for a protein of 678 amino acids. Gene Ontology annotation, molecular function: phosphatidylinositol-4,5-bisphosphate phospholipase C activity. The transcript is spliced from 2 exons. The record is from RefSeq and is a predicted model, not a curated record. Lineage: Eukaryota; Fungi; Ascomycota; Sordariomycetes; Glomerellales; Plectosphaerellaceae. Gene Ontology annotation, biological process: phosphatidylinositol-mediated signaling; lipid metabolic process.